CAUCCCUGCCAAAAGAGGCGGAGCUUAACCUCACAAUCACUUAUAAUUGCCAUUCAGCUGCUGGUGACAACAUUGAUUUUCUGCUUCCUGACUGAAACACCUUUUCUUACAGUGAUGUCAUCUUCCACCCCUUUCCUGUCUAAGGAGUUGUUCCAGUGCUCUGUGUGUCUGAAUGUUUUCACCCAUCCCGUGUCCCUUCCAUGUGGUCAUACGUUUUGCCAGUCAUGUAUCCUAGCUCAGUGGACAGCAUCUGGCUCCUCCCAUUGCCCCAAAUGCUCCGCAGUUUUCCAGGAAACACCAGAGCUCCGUGAAAAUUCUUUUGCUCAUGAGAUGGCCGAGCAAAUCCGCAAGCAGAGGGGUCAGAGGUCAUCAGAAUAUCGUCCAGUCACAUCAUACAAUGUUUCAUGUGACAUGUGCCCUUUGGAGAAAGCAUCCCGUGCUGUAAAGUCUUGCCUGGUGUGUGUGGCGUCAUACUGCGAGGUGCAUGUGACGUCCCACACCUCCAGGUUCACCAAGCACAAGCUCGUGCAGCCACAGCGGAUGGACAAGCGAAUUUGCAGGAUACAUGAAAGACCCUUGGAGCUUUUCUGCAGAUACGACCAGUCUGCAGUUUGUGUGUUGUGCAUGAAUACAGAACACAACACACACCACACAAUACCAGUGGAGACAGAAUGGGCAGAGAGAAAGACUCAGUUAUUAAAGACACAGUCUGACCUGAAGCAGAUGAUUGUGGAGAGAUGGAGUAAAGUUGAGGAACUCAAACACUCUAUAAAACUAAACAAAGACAACACAGAAAGAGAGAUGGCAUACAGUGUUGAGGUCUUCAGUGCACUGCAGCAGUUUAUUGAAAAGAGCCAGUCUCAGAUGCUCAGAAAGAUGAAACACAAGCAGAAAACUGUAGAGAAACAUGUAGAGGGCCUUCUUAAAGAGCUGGAAGUAGAAAUCGCUAAACUGAACGCAAGAAACUCUGAGCUGGAAAAGCUCUCAUGCUCUGAAGACCAUCUUUACAUGAUACAGGCUUUCCGUAGCCCAAGUGAGUUGCCUCAGUGUAAAAGCUGGUCUCAGAUCAGUGUGCACACCUGUCAGGGUAUGGAGGUGCUGAGAGAAACCCUGAAAGCUGCAGAAGAACUGCUGAAAACACAAAUAUACACCGUCACAAAGAGAGAACUUGAGGUCAUUUCCCAGUAUGCAGCGGAUAUUACCCUUGACCCUGACACAGCAAACCCCUGGUUGGUGGUGUCUGCAGACAGGAAGUGUGUGACUGACAGCAACGUAGAACACAACGUUUCAAACAACGUUCAACGUUUUGACUCUGUACCUUGCGUCCUGUCAAGAGAGUUCAUCUCAAAGGGAAGGAGUUAUUGGGAAGUAGGAGUCUCAGGUAAAACAGCAUGGGACUUGGGAGUAGCCAAGAAAUCAGUCAACAGAAAGGGUUUGGUGACACUGAGCCCAGAGGAUGGUUACUGGGCAGUUUGUCUGAGAGGGGGCAGUGAGUACAGGGCCUGUGACCGUGAAUCAGUGCUUCUGUCACUAAAGACUCUUCCGCAGAAAAUUGGCAUAUAUGUGGAUUUUGAAAAGGGACAGGUAUCAUUUUAUGAUACGAGUGCAUGCGCACAUAUGUACUCAUUCACUGGACAGUGCUUUAAUGAGAGCUUACUGGCCUACUUCAACCCAGACAUGAAUGACACAGGACAUAACAACGCACCACUUGUUAUCCAACCUGUCAAUGAUGACAAUGGGGAUACUGUGACAAUAUGAAGACUGAAAAUCAACAAAAACAGAAAUUAACAGAAAAACAAA
Molecule: messenger RNA, 1800 nt
Organism: Rhinichthys klamathensis goyatoka
Lineage: Eukaryota; Metazoa; Chordata; Actinopteri; Cypriniformes; Leuciscidae
Gene: btr33
Product: bloodthirsty-related gene family, member 33
Exons: 7
Molecular function (GO): zinc ion binding; protein binding
Source: RefSeq, a predicted model, not a curated record